This is a messenger RNA of Physcomitrium patens, 2138 nucleotides long. Its product is annotated as protein PHOSPHATE-INDUCED 1 homolog. Lineage: Eukaryota; Viridiplantae; Streptophyta; Bryopsida; Funariales; Funariaceae. The record is from RefSeq and is a predicted model, not a curated record.
CACGAAGCCGCACUUAAACCUCUACCGCAGCUUGCCGCUACAGGUUCAGCUAUCCCUAGACUGCGGUUUCUCGCUCACAUUCUCUCUCUCUCUCUCUCUCUCUCACACACACACACGGGCAAUGCUUCAUGGCACACUAAGUGUUUCCACAGGGUUCGUCGCAUGCAAGCCACUUCGCCACCUGCAUGAAAUCCAUCACAGUUUUCCGUAACAAUGCUCUUCGAGCUGUAAAUUCCUGAUAACCAAGCUCCAGGGACGCACGGCUGGCAUCCGGUACUGUUGGUAGUGACGAAAGUUCAAAUUUCUUUGAGCAUCUGCUGUCAAUGGUUGUUGGUCUCGUUCUAUUCCGACUUCAGAUCUGAUCGUCAGAUAUUCAAUUUCGCAUUUGCGAAUUUUCAUCAAACGCUCGCACAGAUUUUAGAGGGUUUCACUGCCAACGACCUUGUAGUGGCACGUCCAUCUGUGGGCCGGAACCGCACGCGUCGUAGCGCGUAGCAUGGCCUCUCAGUUGGAGAGGAGCGCUUCGACUGUGCGGGAGAGCAUGGCGGCUUUUCAGCGGUCGGCCUCUUCCGUGAAGCUGGAUUGUAGCAGCACUCCCAUUUUGCAGCGGACGAAUUCCAUGCUAUCCUCGGAGACGAAGCUGAAGGCUGCCCCGAGCACAUUGGUGAAGGAUCAGGUCGCCAACCCUGCCAUCAGGAACCGGAACGUCGUGAUCGGAUUGCUGUCGUGUUUGCUGAUUCUGGCUGUGUCGUGGCAUUCCAUGUCGCCCGAAGGCGUCCCGGCGGAUUCGUUCGAUGCCGGGAGUGGUCAGUCGGCGUGGUCUCACGGGGGCAGGGCGAUGCCAUACAAGGAGUUCGUGCAGAAGAGCCUUGUAGGGGGCAUGAAGUUUUUGGUGCAGGACCCGCAGAUCAAGAUGACGUAUCACAACGGGCCUCUUCUGACCGGAACGGGUGGCGUGUUGAAGGUGAAUGUGAUAUUCUACGGGGGGUGGAGCGAGAAGCAGAAGGCCAUAUUGACAGACUUUGUGAGGUCUUUCUCGAGUCCGAAACCCCGGACGCUUUUCCCGACGGUGGCGGGGUGGUGGGCGAUCUUGAAGAACUACAAGGACAGCAAGAAGGUGCCCGUGGCAGCCACCGUAACAUUGGGGAAGGUGUACACGGACUCCAAGUACAGCUUGAAGAAGUCUCUGGCGGAGUCGGAUAUCGAGAAGCUGGUGGUGGCGUCGCUGAAUUCGACGGGGGUGGAUCCGAACGCAGUGUACCUGGUGUUGACCUCUGCGGAUGUGGGCGUGCAAGGGUUCUGCAGCUCUCUGUGCGGAACCCACAGCUGGACUCGGUCGCCGGCCACGCAACACAAGGUGCUGCCAUUCGUGUGGGUUGGGAACCCGGCGACCCAGUGUCCGGGGCACUGCGCGUGGCCGUAUGCGAAGGCGGAGUACGGUGCGGGCCCAAACACGGCUCCGUUGAAGGCUCCGAACGGGGACGUGGGCGUGGACGGGAUGUGCAUCAGCAUCGCCGGCUUGUUGGCCGGGGCGGCGACGAACCCUCGGAACAACGGGUACUACCAGGGAGGAGCGCUGGACCCGCUGGAGGUUGCGACGGUGUGCGGAGGGAUCUACGGCGAGGGCGCGUACCCAGGGUAUGCGGGGAAGAUUCUGAAGGACAGGAACGGGGCGAGCUACAACGUGAACGGAGUGAACGGGCGGAAGUAUUUGGUGCCGUUCGUGUUCGACCUCAGGACGAAGAAGUGUGGGCUGCAGGGGUGAUUUGAGGCACGUCGACGACGACGUGGAGAUGGCGGUGGCGAAGAGUGUGCGAGGAGAAUGUGAUGGCCUUGGUUGGCAUCUGCGCGGCUGACUGCCCCGAAGAGGAGGCGUCCGGGGCCGCCGAUGGAACGAAGGGAUUGACAGAAGGGUGAUGAGUAUUGUUGUGAAGUGAGCAUGAUUUAUGGACCCCGGAUUCGUUGAGGACGGGGCGACAUGGUUUUGUAGGUUGUUGAUGCAAUAAGUAGCUGAGCAGUGUCACACGCGAAUGCAGCGGGUGGAUUGCCAGCGGUUCCUCUGGCAUUGUGACCUCCACGGAUCGGUUUGACCACCGCCCGUCGUUAAUGCAAUUGGGAAUAUAUUUUGGCUUUGCAUU